Messenger RNA from Filobasidium floriforme, 1752 nucleotides. RefSeq lists its product as uncharacterized. The transcript is spliced from 3 exons. The record is from RefSeq and is a predicted model, not a curated record. The coding region runs from base 270 to 1640 and encodes 456 amino acids. Lineage: Eukaryota; Fungi; Basidiomycota; Tremellomycetes; Filobasidiales; Filobasidiaceae.
GUCAAUUCUGAGUAAGUGGAUGGCAUCGAGGUCAUGGGUGAGGGUAGUAGGUCGAUGAUCGAUCAUCGAGAUGACGACUUGAUGUCCGAUCCCACCAGUCGCGCGAAGGUGGAGGCUGGCUAGGCUGCUUGCAGGGGGGGGCAGCAGAAGAUCUCCCUCCGUCCUCCUCCACAGCUCUUGAGAUCUUGAGAAACCUAGAACGAUAUAAACACUCGGGUCGCUACCGGUCUUGAUAACAGAUCCCGCUCUGGGUACUCGGUGUAUCUGCCAUGCCGGCCGGGAGUCAGUCGAUCGUCAACGAGCUGAUCAGAGCUGCCGCCUCGAUCCCGAAGGACAUCACCGACGCGGAGCUCGACAAGCAUGUGGCAGAUCUGCUCGUCAAGGAGGCCAAGGAAAAGGAGUCCAGGUUCAAGGAGCUCGGUAUCGGUGUCUAUCUGGAUUCCGUGAGACAAGAGACUUCAGCGGCAUCCUCUUUGCCUAAACCGAACAAGCGUUUCUUGUCGUCGGUCAUCCGUCAGGUAGAUGGGCAUAAUACCGCUUUGCUGCGAGAACAGGCUCUGGCUGCACAGGAAGCCAGUCGAGAGCUCCUACCUCCUUCCAGCCGGGAUCUUGAGAGGGACAGAGGCAAGGAUAGGGGUUCAUCUUCAGCCCGCCCGGCGAGACCGGCGGGUGCGGCUCGCCUGUUCGGGGGAGCUCUUGGGGCGGCCAGUACCUCGAAAACCAGGCAGUCUGAAGUCGAGCGGGAAAGAGAUUAUAGGCAGGGAAGUAGCUCAGGACAAAGGAGCCGUCAAGAGGAGCGCGACAAGUCUGGACGGGAUCGUGAUCGGGUAGAUCGCUAUGAUAGCGAGGACAGGGACGAGCGCCGCCCUCGCACCUCAGCGAGAUUUCGAGACGACAGGAGCGCGAGAAGAAGGUCCAGCAGUCGAGAUGAUGUUCGCGGACACCUCAGACGGCGGGACCGCACAUCGUCUGACCGCCGGUCACGUUCACACGCAGUGCGAAAAGGCACCGCUGCUCCGGCGGAGCGAAAACCAGAGGCUUUGGAGCGAUCAGAUGAUCGUCGUACUUCUCUUGCGCCCGUUGUUGACGACCGUCCGGCACCGCCGAUCCAAUCCAAGAUGGAUCGUUAUUUCGACGAAGCCUACGAUCCGCAACUGGACUUUACUGGUGUGCUACCGAUCCCGUCAGCUGGUCUGGUACCCGAUGUCGGGUGGGAUAAUAUGCUGGCCGUUCUGAAGGAGAAGGGCAAGAAGAAACGAGCUUCAUCACCUGGGUUCUCUGCCUCACCCCCGCCAACCACGUCGCACCGCCGACAAAGAUCCAUCUCGCCCAUCAGAACCACGUCUCGGUCCGAGAAGCAUCGAGACAGCGAACGGUCUGGCAAGCGCAAGUCGAAAGAUAAGGAUAAGACGAAGAGGCACACUCGGCACCGCUCUCGAUCACCGGGGUCUGUUUCUUCUGGGUAUGGCUCUGAAGACAGCGAGGCCAGGGAGAGGAGGAAACGCAAACGAAGGAAGGACAAGGAGAGAAGAAGGGCGGAGGAGGAGGAAGAGGACAAGAAGAAGUUUGGGGGUUACGUGUAUACUCGGCCGGGGGCGACAAGGGAGUGGGACGUGGGCAAGGUGGACAUGUCAUUCUGAGCAUGAGUCCAUGUAUGGCCAGAUCGACGCUGUUGCAUCUCUUGAUUUAUAAUUAGGUAAUCAUCCGCAAUAAACGAUAUAUGCAAUCGGACUGCGUCGACGCAAGCCCAGG